AUGAUGCUGGAAAUCGACUUCGGUUUCAGUUGGAGUUGGAAUUUGUGCAAUGUUUAGCCAACCCAAAUUACCUUAAUUUUCUUGCCCAAAGAGGUUACUUCAAAGACAAAGCUUUUGUAAAUUAUCUUAAGUACUUGCUUUACUGGAAAGAACCAGAAUAUGCCAAGUAUCUAAAGUACCCUCAGUGUUUACACAUGUUAGAACUGCUCCAGUAUGAACACUUUCGAAAGGAGCUGGUGAAUGCUCAGUGUGCGAAAUUCAUUGAUGAACAGCAGAUUCUACACUGGCAGCACUAUUCCCGGAAGCGGAUGCGUCUUCAGCAAGCCCUGGCAGAGCAGCAACAGCAGAAUAACACAACAGGAAAAUGAAGAGCUGGGGACAGACCUGGCUCUUGGGACAUGUAUAUAAUGUAUUGCUAUUGUACAGUACUGGUAAAGGAAGAUUCUUCCUGCUCACCUUUAUUAUCUAGCACUCAGAACCAUUAGUGUUAUUUUUGGUCAACAAGCUUUAUAUUGUUAAUAGAUUAUUUCUGUUAAACCAGAAUUGUUCUACUUUGAUUUCUGGGGAUUUGUAUAUUUCCUUUGCAUUUAACAGAACCAAGUGAAUAAGAAUGUAAAUGUUAGGUGUUAUAGAGCAGUUUAAGAACAUGGGUGUGACAUACAGUGGUACCCUGAGCCAAGUCAUCUCUAGGAACCUUACUGAGAUUAGGUUCCAUAUCCCUGUCUCACCUCAUUUUCAGGAGAGGGGUCCUGGAACCAAGGAGCUUUAAACUAAGAACAAGGACUACAUCAGAGUUCCUUCUUUCUGCAGUAGAGGACAUAUUCAAUUGCUCCCUGCUCUGUAAGAUAGCUGACAUAGUAGUGGCAGGGAAAGACUGGUCGUUAUGACUAAUUGGACUCUUGUCCUUCAAGGUGAGCCUAAAAUACCUUUCUUUGGGAAGGUUAGCAUUUAUUUGACAAGUACCACAAUAGAAACUACCUUAAAAUGUUUCUA
Molecule: messenger RNA, 993 nt
Organism: Cricetulus griseus (Chinese hamster)
Lineage: Eukaryota; Metazoa; Chordata; Mammalia; Rodentia; Cricetidae
Source: RefSeq, a predicted model, not a curated record